This is a messenger RNA of Zygotorulaspora mrakii, 756 nucleotides long. It is a transcript of the gene DPB3, whose product is annotated as DNA polymerase epsilon noncatalytic subunit. The record is from RefSeq and is a predicted model, not a curated record. The coding region runs from base 1 to 756 and encodes 251 amino acids. The transcript has a single exon. Gene Ontology annotation, molecular function: protein heterodimerization activity. Lineage: Eukaryota; Fungi; Ascomycota; Saccharomycetes; Saccharomycetales; Saccharomycetaceae. Gene Ontology annotation, cellular component: nucleus; CHRAC.
AUGGACGUUAUGAGCAGUGUCACUGGAGAAAAUGAGAUUACCGCAGAUGCCAUGGAGGUGGACGAGGGGACAGUAACGACCGUUGAGCCGCCUGGUGAGAAUGAAGAAGUGGACGGCAGUAGAAAAAACAUCGCAGAGCAAUUAAGGAAGGUCUCUCCACAUUUACCUAUCUCCAAAUUGAAAAAAAUAGCAAGGAGCGAUCCCGAAUACAUUCUGACCUCCAGCAGUGCGUUUGUGGCGGCAGCUUUCGCAACUGAACUGUUUGUGCAAUCAAUUACGGAAGAAAUGUUGGCGCUCUCACAUUUAUCGAGCAAGAACGUCAACGGGAAGAACACAAGGCUCACAUACGAAAGUAUGUCCGAAUGUGUUUCAAGAAAGGAGAACUACCAGUUUUUAGAAGAUGUGAUUCCAAAGACCAAGAACCUGAGGAAUCUUGUGAAACAGAACAGAGUAAGAUACGCAGCCACUGCUGAAGGGCAAUCGACUCUGCCGUUUGGUAACGACAAACCAUUUGCUGAGAAUGCAGGAGAAUCUUUUAAUGAAGAGAGAGAUCGUGAUGAUGCUGAAGAAGAUGCUGGCGACGAGGACGCGGAUGGCUCAGACGAAUACGACGCUGAGAACGAUAGUGAGGAGAAGGAAGAUGGAGAAGUGCUAGCACAGUUGAGAGAGAUCGAGGAAUUAAAUAGAGUGCAGGAUAUCGACGAGGACCAGGACCAGGGCCAACAGGGCGAAGAUCACUCUGAUGGUGAUAACUAG